AUGUCUGGCCUCGGUAGCUCCCGCUGGUCCUCCAAGCCGACACCAAAGCCAUCUGGAGAUGAUGCGAAGACUCCGGAUGAGCCCAAACACGUCGCCGUCCCGUCUUUCGGAUUCACGAUGCCUAAGUUCAGGAAGAAGUCCGCUCCCGUCGUCUCAUCUUCAGUAGAGGCCAAGUUGGUCGAGACGAAGAAACCCGCGGCCAAGGUCGAUGCUUCUCCCUGUCAAGAACUUGUCAAGGUCGAGACGGAACGACCGCAGUCCAAGGUCUCCGCCGCCAUUCAGGCGACUCGAGACCAGAUGGCCAAGUUCGUGGGCCUACGUCGUCAAGAUCGCCCUUCCACGGCAAAUGCGACGAUUGGACAUGGUCCGAGCGCGUCGUACGGAGGAUAUAUCAGGAGAGGAUAG
Molecule: messenger RNA, 405 nt
Organism: Alternaria hordeiaustralica
Lineage: Eukaryota; Fungi; Ascomycota; Dothideomycetes; Pleosporales; Pleosporaceae
Exons: 2
Coding region: 1-405 (134 amino acids)
Source: RefSeq, a predicted model, not a curated record